UGAAAUCCAGUUAAGAUCUUCAUGUGGAGGGACUGUCCUUUUCAAGUGGGGAAUUGUACAAGAAGUAGAUCGGAACUUGACAGCUAUCUUGUUGCGUCUCAAGGCUUUCUUACGCAAGAAAGGAUGAAAAUUAUCAACUCCUUCGUGUCGGAGGCAGACUAAUGAAUGCCCCAAUUCCUUACGAGGCUAAACAUCCAGUGAUCCUACCUAACAAUCAUCACGUCACCCAGCUGAUUAUUCGUCACUACCAUCUUCGUUUGGGUAAUGCGGGUCCAGAACGAGUUCUUACAGAAAUUCGUCAAAGUUUCUGGAUUCUAAAGGGACGUGCUGUCAUUACCCAAACUCUCAAGUCAUGCCUACAGUGUCGCAAGUUAAGAGCUAGGCCGCAAGCCCAGCAAAUGGCAGACUUACCUGACUCUAGAGUUACUCCGUGUGAGCCUCCAUUCACUCGAGUGGGCAUAGACUACUUCGGACCAUUCUUGAUUAAGAAGGCACGCAGUGAACAAAAGAGGUAUGGAUGUUUGUUUACAUGUCUCACUACGAGAGCUAUUCAUCUCGAAGUCGCACACACCCUCGAUACUGAUUCCUUUAUCAAUGCAUUACAACGAUUCAUCGCUAGGAGAGGCCCACCUUCUGAAAUACGGUCAGAUAACGGAACUAAUUUCGUUGGUGGAUUACGAGAGUUACGGAAAGCCAUCAGUGAAUGGAAUCAACAAAAGAUUUCUGAUUACCUGCUGCAGAACAAUGUAAAAUGGAUCUUCAAUCCACCCGCUGCCUCCCAUAUGGGUGGUGUUUGGGAGCGACAAAUUCGCACCGUUUGUUCCAUUCUAAACACUGUCCUAUUGCAGCAGGCACCAGAUGACGAGGGUCUGACAACACUGUUUUGUUGCGUUGAGUCUAUUGUGAAUGGUAGACCAAUCACUAAACUCUCAGAUGACCCAUCAGAUCCUCUACCACUCACCCCAAAUCAUCUGAUGUUACUCCGUUCAGGUCCAACUCUACCCCCAGGAGCCUUCGUAAAACAAGAUGUUUACCGACGCAGAUGGUGCCAGGUCCAGUAUCUGGCAAAUAUCUUCUUGUCGAGAUGGAUUAAAGAAUAUUUGCCCGCACUGCAGCAACGCCAAAAAUGGCUACAACCAAAGCGGAAUCUUCAAGUAGGAGAUCUUGUGAUAAUUCUGCAUGAAAAUGCACCACGCAAUCACUGGCCACUAGGUCUGAUUACUCGAGUUUAUCCAGGUACAGAUGGACUUGUGCGUACUGUGGAAGUGAAAACACAGGCAGGAGUCUUCAGUCGUCCUGUGGAUAAAAUCUGCCUCCUGGAAGCCAGUUUUAUCAGUUGAGCUAGUUUAGUUGAGGCAUCACCUUUACUUUCUUUGAAUGACCUGUUUGGGUCAUUGGGGGCCGGGAUGUUAGGUGCUGCCCCUUUAAGAACGUUGUCACAGUGGCUCAUGUUAUGGCUGACGGAAAGUGCACAGUGGAAAGAGGGCUGACAGAGAAAGCCAUGUUGUUCUCAUUUUCAAGAUUGCUGAACUUCUAUAAUAAUUCCA
Messenger RNA from Cyprinus carpio (common carp), 1547 nucleotides. RefSeq lists its product as uncharacterized. The record is from RefSeq and is a predicted model, not a curated record. NCBI's taxonomy places the organism in Eukaryota, Metazoa, Chordata, Actinopteri, Cypriniformes, Cyprinidae. Bases 162 to 1340 code for a protein of 392 amino acids. The transcript has 2 exons.